AUGUCAGCUCAUUUAACAACUGGAAAAAUAAAUAUUGGACAAAUACAAGAAUUAGCUAGAAAUAAAUUAUUUACACUUUUGGAUAAAUGUGAUUCGACAAAAGCUCUUAUGUGGGAUGAAACAUUGGCCGGUCCAGUAGGUUUAAUUACAGAAUAUAGAUUAUUAACAGAACAUAAUGUUAAUAACAUGUUUCCUUUAAAACCUAAUUUCAUACCUAGAAUAAAUGAAAAAAAUGUUAUUUUUAUUGUUAGACCAUCUUUACCUUUGAUGGAUAUCAUAGCUGAUUACAUACACGGGAUAUGUAAAGAAGAAAGAAAUAAAUCGAUUAGAAAAGAUUUUUACAUAUUUUUUGUUCCGCAUAAAAGUUUUCUAUGCGAAAAUAGAUUAAUAAGUAGAGGAGUUUUUGGAAAUUGUACAAUCGAAGAAUUCGAUAUUGAAUUAUUUCCUUUUGAUAAUGAUUUAUUAUCAAUGGAAAAUGAAUAUGCAUUUAAAGAAUUAGUUUUAGAAAAUGAUCCAACAUGUUUAUAUGAAGUUGCAAAAACAUUAAUGACAAUACAAAUGGAAUAUGGCAUUAUACCACAAGUAUCUGGAAAAGGUCAUGCAGCUAAAAAUGUUUGGAAUUUAAUGAAUAAAAUGUUAAAAGAACAAACUAGUAAAGGAUGUAAAAAAUUAUUUAGUCAAAUUUCACAAAUUGAUCAUUUGUUGUUAAUCGAUAGAAGUGUGGAUUUAAUAACACCAAUGGCGACGCAAUUGACCUACGAGGGCUUGAUCGAUGAAUUAUUCGGUAUUAAUAAUACAACUGCUCAGUUUCCAUCAGAAAGAUUUAUGAAAACUGAAAAUGAACCAGAGGUAUUGACUGCCAUUAAAAAACAAAUUAUACUCAAUUCAAACGAUGAAUUAUUUGCCGAUAUCAGGGACAAACAUUUUAAUGCAGUAGGUCAUGUUCUCAGUAGGAAAGCCAAACAUAUUUCAGCAAUGUAUGAUGUUAAGCCAGGUGAAUCUGUUGAACAAAUGAGUAGAUUUGUUAUGCAAUUACCUCAAUUGAAAAAUUCAAAAAGGCUGCUGGCCAUUCAUACCACAAUAGCUGAAUUAAUUAAAGAAAAGACUGAUGUACCUGAAUUUUUGGAUUCUCUACAGGUAGAACAAGAAUUAUUAAGCGGUAUGGAAACUGAUAAAAUUCACUCGUUCAUCGAAGAUUGUAUAGCUAAAAAGCAACCUUUGCAACAUGUUCUUAGACUUAUGUGCCUACAAUCGUUAGCCAACAGUGGACUUAAACCUAAAGUUUUAGAACAUUAUAAGAGAGAAAUUGUUCAAACUUAUGGUUUUCAACAUCUUUUAACUCUUAAUAAUUUAGAAAAAGCUGGAUUGUUACAACACCAGCAAAGUUCUAGACCUUAUACUAUUCUUCGUAAAAUGUUAAGACUUACAGUUGAAGAUGGAAGUGAAGUUGAACCUGUCGAUAUUUCAUAUGUUCAUUCCAUAUAUGCUCCCAUUUCUGUGAGAUUAGCACAACAUUUAGUCAAACAAGGCGGUUGGAAAAGUAUACAAGAUGUUUUAGGUGUUUUACCAGGUCCUACAAUAGAAGGAACACAAGUUAUACCUACAGGGCACACAAGAAGAGGUUCCAAAGGGAGUUUAUCAUCUCAGGUACAAGGAGAUAACACAAGAGUUAUAUUAGUUUUUUUCAUAGGUGGAUGUACUUUUGCAGAAAUUUCAGCUCUUAGAUUUUUAUCUCAACAAGAAGAAUUGAAUGUUGAGUUCGUUAUAGCUACCACCAAACUCAUUAACGGUAAUUCCUUUUUAAAAACAAUCAUGGAAACGUGA
Molecule: messenger RNA, 1824 nt
Organism: Pediculus humanus corporis (human body louse)
Lineage: Eukaryota; Metazoa; Arthropoda; Insecta; Psocodea; Pediculidae
Product: vacuolar protein sorting 33A, putative
Exons: 9
Coding region: 1-1824 (607 amino acids)
Biological process (GO): intracellular protein transport; vesicle-mediated transport
Cellular component (GO): CORVET complex; lysosome
Source: RefSeq, a predicted model, not a curated record